AGUUUUCUAAUACCUUCACAGCUCUGGCUUCUACAAAAGGAACUUCGACUACAACUCCGAUGGCUAGAAUGAAGACUAUUGGUCAAACAUCCAAAUCCAACAGCUCUCCUAGCAUGACGUCGGGUUUCGUACAAGCGGUUCACUCAAGGACAGCACCUUCUAAGGUGUUGUCUUCUUCUCUUCGACCAGCACCUGGUGUCAAACUGAUACGGAUUCUGAAAGGUGUCCCUACAGCGAAGGCAACUACAAAAUUGACGCCACAGAUUCUUCCACCUGGCAAGGAGAAUAUUCAACCUCUUCAAAUCAGUUCCAGCCUGGAACCUGUUGCCGUUGACAAUGACGAUGGUAAUCCUUUUGCUAAUGAGGUAAUUGAGAUGGACAGCGCUGCAUCAGAUGGUGAUGAUGAGAUUGCAUUCAGAAUUUCUGAAUGGUCCACUGGUCGAUACGUCGGGACAAUGCUCACAGAAAGUCAAUGGAAGAAGACGUACUAUGAGCACUUACAGAUGAUCAAGAGUCAAGAAGAGAUCUGGCGUGAUUCAGGCUUGUUUGAGAAGCGGACAGCCAAUAUACUUAACAAAGCUAGGCAAGCAUGUAUUGCUCCUGCAAUUGGAGAAGUGGACAAUGAGAGCACCAAGGUGGGUAUCCCAAGGAAUGUACUCGAAGCUGAGUAUCGCUUAUACAUGGAGGAGAGCGCUUCUCAUGAAGAUGAGGUGGAUACUGGAGGUGACCCAUACUUCAAUCUAUGGGGUGUGUAUAGUUCAGAUAUUGACGAGAUCGGAGACAUUGAAAGGGAGAAUGAGGUGGAAGCGGGAGCAAGUGAGAUUACCAUCAAAGAGGAAGUCGAAGAGGAGGAAGUUGACGUUGAAGAUGGUGAGUUGGGAGAGGAUGCUAGAGAGUGGCGGGAUGAGGAUGAGGAGGAUGGUGAAGAGGCCAAUGAGGAUGAGAACGAAGAGGAGAAAUAUGAAGAGGAUGACAAGUCGGUUGACGGGGAUGAGCUAGUGAGUGAUGCAGAGGAUUGGGAGCCUGAGGAGGAAGAUGAAUAGACAAUAGGCUGUCCAUAGACUAUUACAUCAUAAUCAUUGUUAAUAUAUAGUUGUUCUUGAA
Molecule: messenger RNA, 1104 nt
Organism: Somion occarium
Lineage: Eukaryota; Fungi; Basidiomycota; Agaricomycetes; Polyporales; Cerrenaceae
Source: the annotation of a GenBank genome assembly